AUGUCUGACAAGAAGGACCAGAUCACCCUCGUGACCUCGGACGAGGAGACGUUCAACGUCGACAAGAAGGUUGCCGAGCGCUCCAACCUCAUCAAGCAGAUGAUUGAGGGUGAGUUCACUGCCUCGAGCGUCCUCGUCAAGGUCCUCGAGUACUGCGACCACCACCAGAACGACCCCCUGCCGCCCUCGGACUCGAAUGACGCCGACGACGCCCGCCGCAAGGCUACCGAGAUCUCCGAGUGGGACGCCAAGUUCAUCCAGGAGAUGCUCUUCGAGAUCAUCCUCGCCGCCAACUACCUCGACAUCAAGCCCCUCCUUGACGUCGGAUGCAAGACUGUCGCCAACAUGAUCAAGGGCAAGACGCCCGAGGAGAUCCGCAAGCUCUUCAACAUCGUCAACGACUUCACUCCCGAGGAGGAGGAGCAGAUCCGCAAGGAGAACGAGUGGGCCGAGGAGUAA
Molecule: messenger RNA, 459 nt
Organism: Trichosporon asahii var. asahii CBS 2479
Lineage: Eukaryota; Fungi; Basidiomycota; Tremellomycetes; Trichosporonales; Trichosporonaceae
Product: ubiquitin-protein ligase
Exons: 4
Coding region: 1-459 (152 amino acids)
Biological process (GO): SCF-dependent proteasomal ubiquitin-dependent protein catabolic process; mitotic cell cycle
Cellular component (GO): nucleus; cytoplasm
Molecular function (GO): cullin family protein binding
Source: RefSeq, a predicted model, not a curated record